AACUCCGUCGUCCUCUGCGCGCGCCCGUCCUCGGUAGGGAACCCGGGGCCUGGAAGGAAAGCGGUGCUGCGUUGCGUUGUUUUGGGAUCCCGGAGCCUAAAGGGGGAGGGAAGAGGAAAGCGACCCAAACACUACGCUGCGGGCACAUCUCGGCCUUCGCCGCUGCAUCCGUGCGUGCACUCGCUCGCGCGGGCUCAGUACUGGCGCGUGAGGCGGAGGCGGGCGGCGGCGGCGGCGCCUGCGCGGUCGGACUCGGUCGACGGUUCGCAGGGGAGGAGGCGGCGGGAGGCGGAGGAGGCGGCGGCGGCGAUGGAGGUGAAGCGGCUGAAAGUGACCGAGCUGCGGUCAGAGCUGCAGCGGCGCGGCCUGGAUUCGCGCGGCCUCAAGAUGGAUCUGGCUCAGCGGCUGCAGGAAGCUCUGGAUGCCGAGAUGCUUGAGGACGAGGCCGGUGGCGGCGGGGCCGGGCCCGGCGGGGCCUGCAAGGCGGAGCCUCGGCCUGUGGCCCCGGCGGGCGGCGGCCCGGGCGGGGACGAAGAGGAGGACGAAGAGGAGGAGGAGGACGAGGAGGCGCUGCUUGAGGACGAGGACGAGGAGCCACCCCCUGCUCAGGCCUCGGACCAGGCCGCGCAGCCGCCGCCGGAGCCCCCGGAGGUGGCAGCCAUGGAGGCCGAGCCCGAGCCCGAUACUUCCGACCUGCCGACCGAGGCCACGGCCGAGUCAGGUGGGGUAAAUGGUGGCGAAGAGCAAGGCACCGGCAAGGGGGAGGAAGACGAGCCGGAGGAACGGAGCGGGGACGAGACGCCAGGAUCCGAGGCACCGGGUGACAAGGCCGCAGAGGAGCAGGGAGAUGACCAAGAUAGUGAAAAGUCAAAACCAGCAGGCUCAGAUGGUGAGCGGCGGGGGGUAAAGAGACAGCGGGAUGAGAAGGAUGAACAUGGCCGAGCUUACUAUGAAUUCCGAGAGGAGGCUUACCACAGCCGCUCAAAGUCACCACCACCUCCAGAAGAAGAGGCAAAAGAUGAGGAGGAGGAUCAAACUCUUGUGAACCUGGACACGUAUACCUCAGAUCUCCAUUUUCAAGUGAGCAAAGACCGCUAUGGAGGGCAGCCACUUUUCUCAGAGAAGUUCCCCACCCUUUGGUCUGGGGCAAGGAGUACUUAUGGAAUAACAAAGGGAAAAGUCUGCUUUGAGGCCAAGGUAGCCCAGAACCUCCCAAUGAAAGAAGGCUGCGCGGAGGUUUCUCUUCUUCGAGUUGGGUGGUCCAUUGACUUUUCCCAUCCACAACUUGGUGAAGAUGAAUUCUCUUAUGGUUUUGAUGGACGAGGACUCAAGGCAGAGAAUGGACAGUUUGAGGAAUUUGGUCAGACUUUUGGGGAGAAUGAUGUCAUUGGCUGUUUUGCUAAUUUUGAGACUGAAGAAGUAGAACUUUCCUUCUCCAAAAAUGGGGAAGAUCUAGGUGUGGCAUUCCGUAUCAACAAGGAAUCUCUGGCAGACCGGGCACUUCUACCCCAUGUCCUCUGCAAAAAUUGUGUUGUAGAAUUAAACUUUGGUCAGAAGGAGGAACCAUUCUUUCAACCACCAGAAGAGUUUGUAUUCAUCCAUGCUGUGCCUGUUGAGGAGCGUGUGCGCACUGCAGUCCCUCCUAAGACCACAGAGGAGUGUGAGGUGAUUCUGAUGGUAGGACUACCUGGAUCUGGAAAGACCCAGUGGGCAUUGAAUUAUGCAAAAGAAAAUCCUGAGAAAAGAUACAAUGUCCUGGGAGCUGAGACUGUGCUCAACCAAAUGAGGAUGAAGGGACUUGAGGAACCAGAGAUGGACCCCAAAAGCCGAGAUCUUUUAGUGCAGCAAGCCUCCCAGUGCCUUAGUAAGCUGGUCCAGAUUGCUUCCCGGACAAAGAGGAACUUCAUUCUUGAUCAGUGUAAUGUGUACAAUUCUGGCCAAAGGCGGAAGUUGUUGCUGUUCAAGACUUUCUCCCGGAAAGUGGUGGUGGUUGUCCCUAAUGAGGAAGAUUGGAAAAAAAGGCUGGAGUUGAGGAAAGAAGUGGAGGGAGAUGACGUUCCUGAGUCUAUAAUGCUGGAGAUGAAAGCCAAUUUCUCUCUGCCUGAAAAAUGCGACUAUAUGGAUGAGGUGACAUACGGUGAGCUGGAAAAGGAAGAAGCUCAGCCCAUUGUCACUAAGUACAAGGAGGAGGCCCGGAAGCUGCUGCCCCCCUCAGAGAAGCGCACAAACCGCAGAAACAACCGAAACAAGCGUAACCGGCAGAACCGAAGCCGAGGCCAAGGCUAUGUGGGCGGGCAGCGCCGAGGCUACGACAACCGGGCCUACGGGCAGCAGUACUGGGGGCAGUCUGGAAACAGAGGGGGCUACCGUAAUUUCUAUGAUCGCUACAGGGGAGACUACGAUCGAUUCUAUGCACGAGAUUACGAGUACAACAGAUACAGAGACUAUUACAGACAAUACAAUCGGGAGUGGCAGAAUUACUACUACCACCACCCCCAGGACAGAGACCGAUACUACAGGAACUACUACGGUUACCAAGGGUAUCGGUGAAGCCCCUCCUGUUGUCACCUGUCAGCCAUGAAGCUGAAUAUCAGAGGGUGCCAAGCACCCCUCAAAACACAACCAAGGAAAACAGGGGCUGUCGGGGUGGGGCUGAGCUGCCAGGGAGGGGGUGGGGGAGGGUGCGCAAGCAGGGGGGUGGGGGGAGGUGGAAACAAACAACAAAACUGUACAUUUUUUUUAAAGUUUGUUGAAAAGAAUAUUGUCUUAUUCUAUAAAACAUUUCAAACCUAGUUAGAUAUUUGUAAUCAAAAAACAUUUGCGCAGAAAGCAGCACUUAGGGCUGCCUGUUCUGUACCCUGUAGUUAAGACAGGAAAAGAACUGAAAAUGUCACCUCUUCUGAUAUUCUAAGGCAGCUGGACUGGCAGCCAAGUAAGGGAGAGUGAUGUGGGGGGCGGGAGCAGCGUGAGGGUACUCUCCACAGCAGAUAGGAGCAGGCAGGAGUGGGAUAGGGGAGCGCUGUGAUGGGACAGUGAAAAUAAACGAUUGGCUCUUAUCAAUCACAUGCACCAACUAACCGUUUGUAUUUUCUUUACCGACCUCUCCCUCUUGGGAUAUCUGGUCUGGUGGGCUGGGAGGCCAGAGUGUCCCAGUGUCCACUUUGCUGUGCCUUGAUGCUGUGUAGCUGAGGCACAGAGACUCUGGUUGGGCGGUUCUAUUAUAUAGGAUUCCCAGGCCAAGGGGGCCUGUGGACUGUUCUGGACUGCAGGACAGGAUAGCUUAGCCCCCUCCGUGUACCUACUAGUGAAUUCCUAUAGAGGGGAGAGUGGAAUUGCAGCCCUCAGUCUGAAGAUUGUGAUUUGCCAGUCUAUAGUCUCUUGUCUUCCGAGUUAAGAGAAGCGGGAGGCCUCUAAAUAAUCAUCUGUUAAGAGUGUCUGCCUCUUACAGUGCGAGAGAAGAAACAAUUCUCAGGGUUUCAGCUCACAGAAAUGCAGCAGGACUCUGCUCGCCGCAGCAGGACAUGUAUAUAGGGGAAUCCUGUGGUAUGGGCUCCCAGGCCCAGGUGCUGAGAAUAGCAACUAUUUUAUACAGUAUGGGAGGGCCUCUGCCCUGCUGUUUUUUUUGAUACACAGGUAGAAAGUGAAUAGUAUGGGAGGGUGGGGGGGAGGGGAGGCAGCUCAGUGGGGCUGCUGAAACUUUGGAGGAAUGUGUGAACUUGUAUGCAUGUGCGUGUGCAAGGAGCACCCCUACCAGACUUCUUGGAACAAGAUUCCUUUUGAGGUGCUUCCCUGGGUGUCCCCAGAAACGCAUCUCCUCAAGAGAUUUCAGUUAGAAUCCCUUAAUUUGUAGCUUUACCAGUACCCUGCUAGCUCUUGACAGAACAGCUAUAACUUGCUAUAAGUUCAAAAACAUGGGUAGGAUAUGGGAAUGCUCUUUGAAUAUUCAACUUCAGUUUUAGUUCAUCUUUCUGCUCAGCAUUAUGUCAACCAAGAGUGUACUGGGCAAAGCACCAUGAACUCAGCACUUGCAAAUGAGAGAACACCCUGGACUGUGCUAGUAGAAAAUGCCUCACUUUAACCUCUGCACAUGGGCAGUUCAUGUUUGAAAUUUUGUGCUGGGAUUGAAUCAUUCUCUGCCUCUCCCACUCUCCCUGCUGUGCAGUGCUUUUCUAGGUGUACAGACCCUCAGCCCUCUGACCAUCCCAGUUGGGACACGCCCUUCUGCUCAUGUACCUUUGACCCCAAGGCUGGAAUGGGGCUGGUAGAUAAAUCCCUCGCAAUGAUGUUUUGUUUUCUCUUGGUACCUACUUGGUGUGGGUGCCAAAAUGGAUUUGUGCGUGGCAGUGGAGUGAUGGCCUGAACCUUCUGGAGCCCACUAGCUUUAGUAGUAUUAUUAUUAUUAUGGGAGUUUGAGAAAGCUUUGCUCCUAGAGUCAGGGCAAGAGCAUGAAAACUAGAGCCCAAAGAAAUUCCCUUAGGGCAAGAUUAUGUUUAUAGUAGCAAAGUUAAUUUUCAGAGGCUGCUCUACCCCCCUACAUGUGCUCACUCAUCCAAUGAAGUGCAUCUUGUCUAUGACUUGGAUGGGGGUGUUUGCCCUCAGGCAGGGGGACAAAGCUUAUACCACUUGGGAGGGGGGUGUUUAGGAGAGUACUUGCUAUUUGUUUUGACAUCAGAAAAGUCAUCUUUUUCUAAAAGCUGUUUUUCUAGGUAUAGAGAAUGAAACUGCCGUAUCCUUGGGGGUUCAGCCCAAGAGAUCACUUGCAGCAACAGUGGAUGUCUGGAUUUUGUUUCUGUCUUGUGUUUUUAUUAUGGAAAAGCAAUGUUCAGGGGGGAGGGAAUGUAUGUGGAUUAUGGUAAUGGGAGGGAACUCUGGCCUUGUUUUCCUUAGACUUGUUUAGUGUUUUAUCAGAUGUCUGUUGUAGUUGUAGAUGGAAAAGCUUGUGAGAAAAACACCACAUGGAACCUGUCAAUAUUUUUUGCACAACCUGUAAAGCAUUCUUGGAAGUGGCCAGUAAAAAAGGGUUUACCAUUU
Molecule: messenger RNA, 5031 nt
Organism: Dipodomys ordii (Ord's kangaroo rat)
Lineage: Eukaryota; Metazoa; Chordata; Mammalia; Rodentia; Heteromyidae
Gene: Hnrnpul2
Product: heterogeneous nuclear ribonucleoprotein U-like 2
Exons: 14
Coding region: 310-2550 (746 amino acids)
Cellular component (GO): membrane
Molecular function (GO): protein binding
Source: RefSeq, a predicted model, not a curated record